UAACUUGUUGUCCUUAUUAAAUCAAAUAAAAUUUAUUUUGUUCUUCUGAAAUUGUAAUGGCCACUCCUCCAACUCCAAGCCCCCCAAGCACGAGGAUAGCUUGCUAACACAGUCUACCAACGGAGGAGCCUUCGAAUCUCUUCUCUUCCUUCCAAUCCAAUCCAAUCCAAUUUUCUUCUGUUUUCCUUUUCUUUUUUCUUCACAACCAAACACAAAAUUCCAAUUCCAUAAUCAAUCCAACAAGUUCCCCUCUUUCAUCUCUCUGCCUCACUAAUUCCCCUAUUUUCUAUCUACCCGAUUCGCUGCAGCUAAGAAAGAUCAAAUCUUUCUUUCUUUUAUGUAAAUAUUAACGUUAUCUAUAACAUAUAUUACUAUUGGAAAUCUAUCAGAUUGUGGCAGUUUUUGGAUGAAAAUCGCCAUUGAUGCACCUGUAGCUUUAACAUAUGGUCAUAUGUUUUAGUUGAAAGGCUAGAAAAUUAGGGUUUAGUAAUUGAGCUGAUCGAACAUGCUUCCAUGGGGUGGAUUAAGUUGCUGUUUGAGUGCAGCUGCCCUAUACCUUCUCGGCAGGAGCAGUGGCAGGGAUGCGGAGCUUCUGAAAUCGGUCACUCGGGUCAAUCAGUUGAAAGAAUUAGCACAAUUGUUAGAUGCUGAGUGUGUAUUACCUUUGGUUGUUGCGAUUUCCGGGAGAGUCAGUGCUGAAAGCCCUAUCAACUGCGAGUUCAGUGGUUUACGUGGAGUUAUUGUGGAGGAAACAGCAGAACAACAUUUUUUGAAACACAAUGAUGCCGGUUCAUGGAUACAGGAUUCUGCUCUAAUGUUAUCCAUGAGUAAAGAGGUUCCAUGGUAUCUGGAUGAUGGGACUGCUCGUGCUUAUGUGUUGGGAGCUCGAGCUGCCACAGGUUUUGUGUUGCCAGUAGCGAGUGAGGUGUUUGAAGAAUCAGGGAGAUCCCUUGUACGUGGGACAUUAGAUUAUCUCCAAGGCCUCAAGAUGCUUGGAGUUAAACGUAUUGAGCGGGUACUUCCAACUGGUACUUCUUUGACUGUUGUUGGUGAGGCUGCCAAAGAUGAUAUUGGAACUGUCCGAAUUCAGAAACCCCACAAAGGACCGUUUUACGUAUCACCUAAAACCCUUGACCAACUCAUCGUAAACUUAGGAAAAUGGGCAAGGUGGUACAAGUAUGCAUCUGUGGGUUUGACGGCCUUUGGUGCUUAUCUAAUUGCUAAACAUGCCGUCCAAUACAUUAUGGAAAGAAAACGACGUUGGGAACUACAGAGAAGGGUUCUUGCUGCGGCUGCUGCUAAAAGAUCUGCGAAUGACGAUGAAGGUUCAGAAGACAAGGCUGAAAGUGGAUCGGAUGGUUCUAAAAAAGAUCUUCUAAUGCCAGAUUUAUGUGUGAUAUGCCUUGAGCAGGACUAUAAUGCUGUUUUUGUCCCGUGCGGUCAUAUGUGCUGUUGCACAACCUGCUCCUCACAAUUGACAAAUUGCCCUCUUUGCCGACGCAGAAUUGAUCAAGUUGUGAAAACCUUCCGCCAUUGAGGUUCUGCUUUUCACUAUUUGUACCCUUGUAGAGAGAGAACAUCUAUUUUUAGUUUACCACUUUCAAAAUCAGAGUAUGGUUGUAUGUUUAAUGGUUUCGACCACCAUUUUCGUUUGCCUUUAAGCUAUCAAAAAGUAACUUAUUACAAUUCUUUCUGGAGAUAUUGAUUUGAUGACUUCUGGGUUGAGAAAGCCUAUCAUCUUCAGGACCUUUAAUUGUAGAUUGUUUGUAAAUAUUUAAUAGUUUUAAUCCUUAUCCUUGUAAAUUAGCGUGGCUUAUUAAAUUAGUUUUUUUUCCUCCAAA
This is a messenger RNA of Cannabis sativa, 1841 nucleotides long. Its product is annotated as E3 ubiquitin-protein ligase SP1. NCBI's taxonomy places the organism in Eukaryota, Viridiplantae, Streptophyta, Magnoliopsida, Rosales, Cannabaceae. Gene Ontology annotation, biological process: protein ubiquitination; organelle organization. The record is from RefSeq and is a predicted model, not a curated record. The coding region runs from base 506 to 1537 and encodes 343 amino acids. Gene Ontology annotation, molecular function: ubiquitin-protein transferase activity. The transcript is spliced from 11 exons.